CAGGGACGUGUGGAGGUGUACUACCAGGGCAAAUGGGGCGCGGUGUGUAACAACAGGUGGACGGUUACAGAGGCCGAGGUGGUGUGCGCGCAGUUGGGUUUUGGCGCCGCCGGCGCCACGCCUGCAACCUUUGGGACCGCUCCCGCUGGCAUGCCGGUGUGGCUGGACGGCGUUGAUUGCUCCCAGUACGACACAGAGGCCACCCUCGCCAACUGCAAAUCAUACGGCAUGGGCUUGGCGACAUGUGACGGAAACAAUGCUGUUGCGGGUGUAAAGUGCAAGCACCCUCAGCCCCCUUCGUCGCCGCCACCGCGGCCACCGUCGACUCCUCCACCACCUCCCACAUUGCCGAGUGAAUGCGCGGGAUUCGAACAGCGACUUCUGAAGCUACAAGACAUCUUCGGUCAACUGCAGCCAAGUGCCGUGCGCAAUCGCAGGUCGUUGAUUGGCAGUUUGCAAGCGGAGACAUCGCCAUCAGUUAUGACAGCCACCACUCUCGCUGACCUUCUCGAAGCAGCGAAGAACAGCAGGCGCACGCUGCAGCAACAGCAAAGCGGCAGCAGCAGCAGCAGCACUUCCGAAAAUCCGCCUCCGUCAGAGGACGCCCACCCGCCCGACUCCUCCAACACCCCAACUUCACCACCACCGCUAUCCAUUCGCCGUUCACCACCUCCCACCCUUGCCAAAAGCCCUAGCCCCCCUGCCAAGCAGCCUCCCCCUCCCACGCCUCCGCCGCCGCUGAAAGUUGCUAGCCCCUCGCCGCCCCCGCCAUCAACCUCAUCAUCGCCGCCGCCUUCUCCCAGCGAUGACGAGGCCUCCUGGGCGCCUUACUGGCUUGCGAAGUACGGAUUGGCGCGAACCGAUAUCCCACACG
Molecule: messenger RNA, 874 nt
Organism: Astrephomene gubernaculifera
Lineage: Eukaryota; Viridiplantae; Chlorophyta; Chlorophyceae; Chlamydomonadales; Astrephomenaceae
Source: the annotation of a GenBank genome assembly